This is a messenger RNA of Hibiscus syriacus, 1893 nucleotides long. Its product is annotated as sulfite exporter TauE/SafE family protein 3-like. The record is from RefSeq and is a predicted model, not a curated record. Gene Ontology annotation, cellular component: membrane; Cul4A-RING E3 ubiquitin ligase complex. The transcript is spliced from 12 exons. Gene Ontology annotation, biological process: protein ubiquitination. The coding region runs from base 215 to 1642 and encodes 475 amino acids. NCBI's taxonomy places the organism in Eukaryota, Viridiplantae, Streptophyta, Magnoliopsida, Malvales, Malvaceae.
CUCCCUUUUCGCAUCUUCAGAGGAAAACAUAUACGAGAGACGCAUUUUGGGUUUCUUUUUUUGCCUUUUCUGGGAAACAAAGAAGCCAUUUGUCGUCGUUUUUUGAAAGCUAACGGUGUAAAGGGAGAGAUUUUGAUUCAAAAAAAGAAAGUUUCUUAUUCGUUCAAAUAGGAAAAUUCUAGUGCGAAGCAGUUUUCAGCAAGGGAAAAAAAAGAUGGUGCAGUUUGGGGUAAAACGUAGUGUUUUGAGGUCGGUACUGUUGAAUUUCCUCAAUUUUGGUAUAGCUUUCAUGCUAGUUUCAGCUGAGAGGAGCUUGAAACGUGGAGAAACCGUCAAGGAAUCUGAAACAAUCAAUGGUUAUUUUCUCAGAGCUAUUAAUUUCUUGUGGAAAUCUGAUGAGUCAGGUUAUCACCAUGUUUGGCCAGAAAUGGAAUUUAAUUGGCAAAUUGUGGUGGGAAGUAUAAUUGGAUUCUUUGGAGCAGCUUUUGGAAGUGUAGGUGGAGUUGGUGGAGGAGGCAUUUUUGUUCCUAUGCUUAGCCUUAUUGUUGGGUUUGAUGCAAAAUCAGCCACAGCCAUUUCCAAAUGUAUGAUCAUGGGUGCAGCAGCUUCAACUGUUUAUUACAAUCUUAAGCUCAGGCAUCCUACACUGGAUAUGCCUAUCAUUGAUUAUGAUUUGACUCUUCUUAUCCAGCCAAUGCUCAUGAUGGGAAUUAGCAUUGGAGUCACUUUUAAUGUCAUAUUUGCAGAUUGGAUGGUCACUGUUUUACUUAUUAUUCUCUUUAUAGGAACAUCAACAAAGGCAUUCUUCAAGGGUGUUGAAACAUGGAAAAAGGAAACCAUACUGAAACAAGAGGCUGCCUGGCGUUCAGCCUCAAAUGAUACCGAUAAUGGAGAUGUGGAAUACAAGCCUCUUCCUAGCGCCCCAAACAAUGGUCCUCCUAAGGACAACUCAGAUAAAGAAGUCCCUGUCUGGGAGAAUGUGUAUUGGAAAGAACUUGCACUCCUUUGUUUUGUUUGGGUUACUUUCCUUGUACUGCAGAUUACCAAGAAUAGUACAUCCACUUGUUCGGUGUCGUACUGGGUGUUGAACUUGCUGCAGAUCCCAGUUUCAUUUGGUGUAUCUCUAUAUGAGGCAGUUAGUCUCUAUAAAGGACAUAGGGUAAUUUCAUCCAAGGGAGAUCAAGGCACAAAUUUUCGGGUGCUCCAGCUUGUUACCUACUGCACUUUUGGAGUAUUAGCUGGAGUUGUUGGUGGUCUACUCGGCCUAGGUGGAGGAUUUAUCAUGGGUCCACUAUUCUUGGAGCUGGGUGUCCCUCCUCAAGUAUCAAGUGCGACUGCUACCUUUGCCAUGACUUUCUCCUCGUCCAUGUCGGUUGUAGAAUAUUACCUUUUGAAACGUUUUCCGGUACCUUAUGCUCUUUACUUCACCAUGGUGGCUACCGUUGCUGCCCUGAUCGGGCAACACAUUGUCCGAAGGAUGAUAAUUUUAUUUGGAAGGGCAUCUUUGAUCAUCUUCAUUCUAGCAUCCACAAUAUUUGUUAGUGCAAUAUCACUAGGUGGUGUUGGCAUAUCAAACAUGAUUGGGAAGAUUGAGCGAAAUGAGUACAUGGGAUUCGAAAAUAUCUGCAAGUAUGAAAGCUGAUAUUGUCAGGUUCUCUUUUCUCGCUCAAUUGAACCCUCUAAUUCCCCUGUAAAUUUAGCUAAUCUUGUGUUGUCCAAGGCAACAAAAACUGCUUUCUGUUUGUUCCAUCUGUUACGUUUUGGGGGGUAAAGAGGGUCAAUUAUUUCAAUUUUUACUAGAUUUUCACCGUCCAUGCUAUAUUUAGCAGAUACUUUUUGUGACAAUCUUUUAUUGUUCGUCUGAUGAAUGGAAUUGUAGCUUUCUGUUGUUUA